This is a messenger RNA of Oppiella nova, 1665 nucleotides long. Lineage: Eukaryota; Metazoa; Arthropoda; Arachnida; Sarcoptiformes; Oppiidae. The record is from the annotation of a GenBank genome assembly.
UCGUUCCAGUGGUGGGAGAACUUCAUAGACCCCCAGUCCCACAAUGCGGUCAACAAAUGGCUGCUCGACAUAAAGAAGGAUUUGGCGAAAUCGCGAUAUUUUACUUAUUUGAUUGUCACGGUCUGGAAGAUGGCUGUCAUCUUGUGUUUUAUGAUUUUGUUUGAGUACGUCAACAAUGGACAGUCGGUAGAGUCUGUGAACAGUCUGUUCAAUAAGUUUGGCGAAGGCUUCUCCAACGAGAAGAUCUUAAUUAUUCGCGACAAGAAUCGCCUCGAGUUCCAGAAGAAGAUUGAGGGCGAGUCACACGAGAUGACUGUCGGCGACCCAUACAUUCCCGUCUGGAUUCUGUUGGUGCAGAUUAGCGCCACAUACCUGUGCUAUGCUGUGGCCAAGUUCUCGUGCAAGAUAUGCAUUCAAGGCUUCAGUUUCGCCGUUCCCGUGAACCUAUCAGUUCCGGUGACCGUCUCAUUCAUGUGGGCAGUGGUCAGUGCCUCGGCUCAGGAUAAGUGCCAAGUUUGUCACGAAUUCUUCAAAGGAUUUCAGUACAUCUUUUGGUACACCAGAGAUGUGGACGCGUUUGCCUACGAGAAGGACUAUUUCAAUUAUAUCAGCACAGUUAUGUGGGUCCUAUCACUGGCCUCGCAGAUGUGGAUCUCGAUCCACAUAUGGUUCUCGACCAGCGAAAGGCUGGCCUCCACUGAAAAGUUAUUCAUAAUCCCGAUGUACAGCUCUGUGAUCGUGGACCAGUCGCUGGCAUUCAACAGACGGAGAAUCAAUUUUAUGGACGAAGCCGUCAAAGAUGUCGAGUCGACUCACGAGGAAAAGCUGGGCAAAGAGGCGGACAAGAAUAUGAACCACUUGUAUGAGACGGUGAAUGAGCCGAUGCCGGCCGCGCCCUACGUGUCCAACGAGGACGAGACGGUGAGGAUCUUCGUGUGUGCGACGAUGUGGCACGAGGACAAGAACGAGGUGAUUCAAAUGCUCAAAGCCGUCAUGCGAUUAGAUGCCGACCAAUGCGCCCGACGACAGGCCCACCAGUUCUUCAAACUCAAUCCCGCCCUCACAGACUACUACGAGAUUGAAUUCAAUAUCUUCUUCGACGACGCCUUCGAUCAGGGGCCGAGUGAUGACGAAGACGACCGACUCAUCAACCGAUUCGUCAAACAGCUGAUUGAGACGAUGGACGAGGCGGCCAGUUAUGUGCACGAGACCAACAUUAUGCUCAAGAGACCCAACGUUGUGCCCACACCUUAUGGAGGGAAAGUGGGNGCCUUCGAUCAGGGGCCGAGUGAUGACGAAGACGACCGACUCAUCAACCGAUUCGUCAAACAGCUGAUUGAGACGAUGGACGAGGCGGCCAGUUAUGUGCACGAGACCAACAUUAUGCUCAAGAGACCCAACGUUGUGCCCACACCUUAUGGAGGAAAGUUAGAGUGGGUUCUCCCCGGACAGAACAAACUCGUCGCUCACCUCAAGGAUAAAAUUCUUAUCAGACAUCGUAAGCGAUGGUCUCAGUGUAUGUAUAUGUAUUACCUGUUGGGCCACAGAAUCGCCGAAAGACAAAUCGAUGAAAGGAGAAAGGAGAUGAUUGCGAUGAAUACGUUUGUGUUGGCUCUGGACGGGGACAUCAACUUCCGUCCGCAUGCCUUGCAUUUGGUGGUCGAC